Molecule: messenger RNA, 1143 nt
Organism: Protopterus annectens (West African lungfish)
Lineage: Eukaryota; Metazoa; Chordata; Ceratodontiformes; Protopteridae
Product: protein ripply3-like
Exons: 3
Coding region: 59-421 (120 amino acids)
Biological process (GO): embryonic pattern specification; negative regulation of transcription by RNA polymerase II
Cellular component (GO): nucleus
Source: RefSeq, a predicted model, not a curated record
CAAUGUCAACUGAUUAAAGUUAUGCAACAGUUUGAAUAUAAGCAUUCUAAUUCCCAGGAUGUCUGGAGCAGAGCACCCAUGGAAAUGCAGCUCAGGUGGUAACCAAAGCAAGGUGAGAUCGAAUGGAACACUAGGAUUUCAACAUCCUGUCAGGCUUUGUGUUCCAAAGUCAAGGUUACACGAAUAUUUGCAGGACAUUGGCAAGAAAGCUCUAGCCAGUUUUCCUGUUCAGGCUACCAUUAGUUUUUAUAAUGAUGACUCGGAUUCAGAAGAAGAGGAAUCAGAAGACAGCAUGAUAGAAGGGCUUCAGAUGCACAGAAAUGGUGAGAUGGAUUUAGAAACAGACGAAACCUGGACAUUUCAAAACUCCCAGGAAAUGCUCCUAGAGCUACGGAAAGAAAAUUAUGAAUCAUCAAAAUGAAUGGAUGAACUGGUUAAAUCAGAAUGUAACACCUUUGCAAACGAACGCUAGCACAGUUCUCAGCAUAACAGGGAAAUUUGUACUCUUAUUUAUUGUCCACACAAGUUUUGCUCUGUUGAGGACUGCAUUUUCAAGGUAAUCCUGGAAAGGAAUUGUGUAGAGUUGUGUUGGCGCUGUGUGCAAAAGCUGAACUUUUAUUUAAUAAGCCAGCACUGUAAUACAAUGUAAAGUGUGUAAAAACACAGGAGUGCACACCUCUUCCUUGAAAAUGACUGGAUGUCUUAACUAACAGAACAUGUGCUGUUUCAAAGGUACAGCUCAAGAUGGUGAUGAUAGCUAAGCUACUGAUCUAGUAAAUAAGGUGUAGACACUGUGACAAUAGAUAUUUACCAAGAUGGUUCAUAAGGAACAGGAAAGUCAUGCAAUCACUAAGAAUCUUCACUGUAUCCUUCUUACUGUAGAUGUCAUACAGUUUUAUUGAAUGCCUAGUUCCUUUUGAAAGUAAAAUCAUUUGAUUCAGACAUUUUAUCUAACAAAAUGUAUACAGAUUGAUGAAUAUACUGUUUAAAACUGGACAUUAGCAAUACUAGAAAUAUUUCAUGUUGAAUAACCUGAUACACAGAUGUGCAGUCGCAUUAUAUAUUGACAUAUUUCUUGGAAUUCAAAAUGACCAUUUAGAAAUGUAAAACCUAAAGACAAAAAAUAAAUGUUAGGCCCAGCCA